Molecule: messenger RNA, 2718 nt
Organism: Fomitiporia mediterranea MF3/22
Lineage: Eukaryota; Fungi; Basidiomycota; Agaricomycetes; Hymenochaetales; Hymenochaetaceae
Exons: 3
Coding region: 1-2718 (905 amino acids)
Source: RefSeq, a predicted model, not a curated record
AUGGCCACUCAGGCUCUGCCGAGCUUUCUGAGCGCAUCGACGUUCACCACAGUCAUCGGCGGAGUCACCCAAACACAAGUUGAAACUGUCGUCGUGUCGUCAGUGUUGCCAACACAAGAACUACCGUCAUUUCUUUCCGCGUCAACAAUUACUGCAACAGUUGGAGGGGUAGCAACCACGGCCACGACACUUGUCGAAGUGCCAUUGACCUAUAUUGGUCCAAGCAUCCCUCUUGGAACUAAUGGGAUAUGGACCUUCCUAGGCUCGACAACUCCGGCCUCCCUUCAAUCUUCUACCGCGACACCUUCAUCUAGUUCCUCUCAAACAUCGUCAGCAUCAAGCAGCUCAACGGGAACUCCAACUGAAUCGAACCCCUCAUCCACUACUUCCUCAGUACCAUCAGCAAGCUCCUCAACCGCCGUGGCGGGCGCAGCUGGAUCAAGACACCAUCUUACCACUGGCCAACUGAUCGGCAUUAUUAUCGCCGCCGUAAUUGCGGGACUAGUCAUCUUUUUGCUUUUCAUACUAUUCUGGUUCCGCCGUAAACGCCGCCGAGUUGGGUAUGAGCAUCCAAAUCUCAGCGAUUUCGUCUUUGUCGAGUCGUCAGAAGGUCCGACACGCGUAGCUGGCGAAGGUAGCCCCCGACCCACUGGCGAGGAAGAAGAUUCAUUCUUGCGACCAAGUGGUGAGAGUCAGACAGCUGCCGAAGAGAUGCAAGAGAUCGGCCCAACGGCUCGCUUGGUCGAUAAUCGGAUCUCGACAGCUACUGAUUUUACUACUGGAACAACGAUGCCUCCUGAAGGCAUUGUUCCGACCGCCCUAAAAACACCACCCGCAUCACCUUCUCUCCCUUCUGGUCCUAAAACUCCAAGUCCUUUCUUCCAUGCAUCAGCAUCAUCGCUAUUCUACAACCCAUCACGAGGACCGGAUCAAUCUUUGGUCGGGGCUGCUGUUGGAGCAGCAAAGCGUGAUAGUGCAAGUACACGGGCUUCCUCUUCGUCUUCUCCCAGUGGUAACGCGGGAAAGAUUCUUACAUCGCGUCAGUUGAUGGAGAUGGACGACCAGUGGCGUAGAGAGUCCAAUGGCAACCAACAUGGAGGUGUGGGUCUCCAUCACAGACCAUCAGAACUCGGCGAACGUAUAGGUACACCACUUCGACCGCCGCCUGUAUUGGGUGCUGCUGCCGAUACAAGUUCUUCAAGGGACAUGAGUUCUAUGCGUUCCUUAGGAUCACAUCCCGAGUCACCUGGUAGUGACAGUGAUGAGCGAACAGAUCUCUUGAUGGCCCACCGCUUUAACAUGAGCGAAAGCGGGCCGGCAGUCCUCCUGCAGACUGAUAAUGAAGCUUCCACUCCGUCAAGCUGGCGUUCAAGUCUGGGACUUGGAUUGACUGGGUUAGCGCGUCUUAGCAGAUUAAGUUGGUUCCAACGAAUGGAUGCUGCCCGAAGGCAUUCUCCAGAAAGUGCCUUGCCAACGACACGAUCAGGUUCGCAGCUUCGUUCUGCUGAGACCCGAACAAGUCUGGUUGUUCCUCGACCUGUAUCACAUCUAACGACUUCGAGUACGGGUGAGACGUUGUAUUACGAUGCACCAUCUGGACCUUCGACGAUGUCGACACGUUCAAACAAUGGCAACGGUCAUAACCGAAGUCACUCCCAGCGGCCUAUGUCAAUGCCGCCUCUCCCUCCUCGUGCUUUGUUUGCAUCUGGUGAGGGUGGGACAAGUAGUGCACCACAGUCGCCACGACCUGGGUUUGGUAAUGGGAGUGAUAGCAGUAGUAGCCUGAAUCGACCUGCGUUACUAUUGCUUGAUCCUCCCUCAGGUUCUGCACCUGCAAGCCCACGCUUCCCGUCACCUCCCCCAGGGCCGAUACGUCCUCACCCCCAAAAUGCAGAAACACGCGCUGAGCCUGUCGAUGUCCUUGAUACUCCUGUACCAGCUCGUGCUGCCGUCUCGCCAUUCUCGACAACGUCGUCCCGUGGUGGACCUGCAGUGCCUCCUGGUUUAGAGCACAUCGCAAAUAUACGCUCAUGGCGGGACUCAAGUUCUGACAUGCCUUCGUCAGCAACAUUCGGAACGCAUAGCGAUCGAGAUGUGAGCGUGGAUGUUAUCGGUAGUGGAGGCGACGUCCUAGAAGAGGCUCCGCCCAUGCCAACACAUAACUGGACGCAACUACGCGCUGUCACAGUGACAGGAACGUCAGAGUCAAGCAGGCCACGUAGGGCACUCAUAGAGGCUGAGUUGGAUGAUCCGCAUGAUGACGUACACAGUGCUGCUGCGUCGCUACACUCAAUCCCAGACCGGCUCAGCCCACUCUCACCCAUGGGCUCAGGAUCCAACUCACGCGCGCCCUCCAGACUAAACAACUCCUCCCUCGGCUCUAGCUCAUCCCAAUUCUCGCGCGGACCAUCUCCAUUGGGGCAUGGAGGUAAUGGUAAUGGUAAUGGAACCUCAGGCUCUUCAGCUUCACAACUCGCACAUUCAAAUUCAAUAACGUCGGAUGGUCGACGAAGACCGAGACGUGAACCUGGUGAGCCACCAGCAAUAUCACCUGCCAGUUCGUCGCAUUUCGGACGAGCGCGAUUGAGUGCGAUUGGUGGACAUCGUUCACCGAUAACUACGCCCCAGCGCAGUCCCGGUGCAGACGCGAGUUUCGCGUUGGCGCAAGAGGGUGCGAUGAAUGAGGGUACCGGUGCGAUCAUUGGGCGUACGAGAUGA